Macrosiphum euphorbiae (potato aphid) is the source of this 396-nucleotide messenger RNA. Lineage: Eukaryota; Metazoa; Arthropoda; Insecta; Hemiptera; Aphididae. The record is from the annotation of a GenBank genome assembly.
AUGAUUAUUCUGUCGUUAGGCGACUAUGCAGAUGUGGACCAGUUGGUGUUUUCCUGUAAAUCACAAUCAGCCAGGCCACCACUAGACUUCGACAAUGGAAAAGUGUACAGUCUAAACGGCCAUGUCCUCAAACCAGAGGGCAAACACCAGACCAGAUGUGUCUUGUACAAGAUGACGAACUACGUGAUGAACAUGAUGGCGGUUAGCGGUACCACAUCGUGUGAAGGCUUGUCACGCAUGAUGUUUUAUUCCGAGGCAACGCCCCUCAAAGGAUCAAUGUUGUUGCGGUUGAACAAACCCAGAGACAAUCCAAGACAUCGGCGCUCGACAUCGGAAGAUAAAAACUCAACACAACUGACAUUUUCAGGGUCUAGAUAUUACUGGAAGACGGGUUGA